This is a messenger RNA of Guillardia theta CCMP2712, 2263 nucleotides long. RefSeq lists its product as hypothetical. Gene Ontology annotation, cellular component: cytosol. Gene Ontology annotation, biological process: proteolysis. The transcript is spliced from 32 exons. Gene Ontology annotation, molecular function: oligopeptidase activity; serine-type endopeptidase activity. The annotation marks the transcript as partial. Lineage: Eukaryota; Cryptophyceae; Pyrenomonadales; Geminigeraceae. The record is from RefSeq and is a predicted model, not a curated record.
CAUGGCACGACGCGAGGAAGUGAAGGAUGUUUACCCCGGAGGACAUGAGGUGCUGGAUCCAUACAGGUGGCUGGAAGAUCCUGACAGUGAGGAAACUGUGAAGUGGGUCGAGGCUCAAAACGAGCGCACGAACGCGUUCCUCAACACGUUGCCCAACAGAGAAGUUUUGAAGAAGAAGCUAACCGAGAAGUACAACUAUGCAAAGACAGGAAGUACCUUCAAGAGAGGCAAGGGGGAAUACCUCCGCUACUACUACUACAAGAAUGAUGGGCUGCAGAACCAGUACGUGCUGAUGAUGCAGGCGGGUCUCGACUCGCCUGCUGAGGAGUUCUUCGAUCCCAACCUGCUCUCCUCGGACGGCACCAAGAGCAUCGGCGCCAAUGCAUUCUCUGACUCCGGAAGGUACUGGGCGCAUGGAAUUUCCGCCAGUGGCUCCGACUGGCAGACGAUCUUCGUGCGGGAGAUCACCUCUAAGCAAAACACUGAGGACAAGAUCGAAUGGGUGAAGUUCUCUGGAAUCUCGUGGGUCAAGGAUGACUCCGGCUUCUUCUAUUCGAGAUACCCUGAGCCAAAGAGCUUGCAAUCUGUCGAGGACAACGUCGAAGGCAACGACCUGAAGCGAGGGAGCGAGACAGACAGCAACGUUGAGAUGUCCGUCUACUUCCACAAGCUCGGGACCAAACAAUCCGAAGACGUUCUGAUCUUCAAGCCCUCGGAGAAUCCCAAGUGGCUCCCAAGAGCGUCCAUGUCGGAUGAUGGCAAAUACCUCAUCAUCUCCAUCUCUGAAAGCACUGCGCCGGUGAACCGAGUGUACAUCGGCCAGGUGGAUCAGAUCUUGUCGGGAACUUGGGACGACUCCAAGUUCAUGAGGCUGAUUGACAACUUUGAUGCUGGAUACGACUAUGUCACCAACACUGAAAGCAAAUUCUACUUCAGAACAAACAAGGAUGCGGAUCUGCAGCCUCGCUACAAAGUCAUCUGCAUCGACAUCCAGGAUGCAAAGGAGGAGAAGUGGGCAGACAUCCUUGAACACAAGGAGGAAGUGCUCAACGACGUGCUGUGCGUUGGAGAGAAGUAUCUCGUGGUUUGCUACAUGAAUCACGCCCAGGAGACCCUCAGUCUCUUCAAGCUUGCAGAUGGCUCUCUUGUUCAGCAGAUUCAACUUCCUGACGUCGGUUCCGUCGGCUCGUUGAGUGGAAAGAGAGAGCACAUGGAGUUCUUCUACAGUUUCGUCGGGUUUGUGCACCCUGGAGUGAAAUUCAGGUUUGACUUGGAGACGAUGCAAUCUCACAAGCUGCGCGAGGACAUCGUUUCCAAUCAUCGUCCUGAAGAUUUUGAGACCAAACAAGUCUUCUAUGAAAGCAAGGAUGGAACCAAGAUCCCCAUGUUCAUAGUCGGGAAGAAGGGCCAAGAGCAUUCUGGGAACACCUGCACGCUCCUUUAUGGCUACGGAGGGUUCAGCAUCAGCAUCACUCCUUCCUUCAACCCCUUCCGCACCGUCUUCAUCAAUCAUUUCAACGCCCUUCUUUGCGUUGCAAACAUUCGAGGAGGCGGAGAGUACGGGGAGGACUGGCAUGAGGCAGGAUGCAACAACAACGGGAAACCAGGAAAACUGAACAAGCAGCGAGGCUUCGACGACUUCCAGGCGGCAGCCGAGUACCUCAUCCAGCAGGGGUACACCUGCCCUGCCAAGAUUGCCAUCAAUGGAGGAAGCAACGGCGGUCUCCUCGUCGGCGCCUGCGUCAACCAGCGUCCAGAUCUGUUCGCUGCUGCCAUCCCCCAGGUUGGAGUGAUGGACAUGCUUCGCUUUCACAAGUUCACCAUUGGGUACGCCUGGUGCUCUGACUACGGAUGCUCCGAAAACAGCGAAGAGGAAUUCAAGGCCUUGUACGCCAUAUCUCCGCUUCAUAACAUCAAACCACGAGACGACGUCCAGUACCCUGCCGUUCUCGUGACAACUGCCGACCAUGAUGAUCGAGUGGUCCCACUUCACUCCUUCAAGUACGCAGCUCAGCUACAGUACGCCUUCGAAGGGAACAGCAAACAGACCCGUCCUCUCCUCAUCCGCAUUGAGACCAAAUCAGGUCAUGGCGCCGGCAAGCCGACAGCCAAGGUCAUCGAGGAAGUUGCGGACAUUUACGCCUUCAUCGGAAGCAUCACCGGAACCGAAUUCUCCGAUUGAUUGAGGACACAAGGACAGGAGAGGAGGAGAGAGGAGGAGAAAUCCCUCGAGUACGUGACAUGAAUACAUCCCUUCAAUUCC